This is a messenger RNA of Linum trigynum, 3254 nucleotides long. NCBI's taxonomy places the organism in Eukaryota, Viridiplantae, Streptophyta, Magnoliopsida, Malpighiales, Linaceae. The record is from the annotation of a GenBank genome assembly.
AUUCCCAACAGAAUCAACACGGUUAGUUGUUUUAUAGAUGAGUUUUGAUUUUGAUAUGUGUGAAAUGGUCAACUUCAUAAUAUUCCCUUUUGUUACUUGUUUACCCUUUCUUCUGAGAUUUCCUUAUCCUGAAAUUCCAAAUGUGACUUUGGAUUUCUUAGAAACAUACCUCUCAAAGAAAGUUCAACUAGUUGACUUUCAACAUCCCAUUGUCUAGCCAGAGACAAGUCUUAAAUUUCUCAACCUUGCAAAAACAGAUAGAAAUCUCCUCAAUUUGCCAUAAUGGGACUCCUUCCAUUUGGCUUCUGUAUUCUCUUCUUGUUCUUCUUCUGUAGUGUUCAGGCUCAGCAAGCUUACAUUGGGCAGGGGACAAACAACUGUUCGGUCACAACAAAUUCAGCUCUGGGAUACUCCUGCAAUGGCGUCAACAGAACCUGUCAAAGCUACCUCACCUUCAGAGCUCAACCUCCAUUCACAACUGUUGCUUCAAUCUCCACCCUCCUGGGUUCUAACCCGUCUCAGCUGGCAGCAAUCAACUCUGUCCCUCAAACAGCAACCUUCAGCACAAACCAGCUGGUUAUUGUUCCUGUUACUUGCUCGUGUUCAGGUCAGUACUACCAGUCAAACACAUCAUACGUUGUUCAACCUGGAGAAAGCUUUUUCCUCAUAGCUAAUGAUACUCUGCAAGGACUCUCUACUUGCCAAGCUAUUAGAAAUGGGAAUAGUAGAACAACGGUCAAUAUAUUUCCCGGUCAACGACUUAAUGUUCCUCUUAGAUGUGCUUGCCCUACGAGGAACCAAACUGGCCAAGGGAUCAAUUAUAUAUUGAGUUAUUCAGUCACUUGGGGGGAUAUGGUUUCAACGGCGAGUUCUAGAUUUGAUGGUGAUACUAACUGGACUCUCCAGGCUAACGGACUUACUCAGCAGAGUGCCACAAUCUUCCCAUUCACUACCCUCCUGAUCCCACUGCAAAACCCGCCGUCCAGUAUCCAAACUGUGUCUCCGCCACCACCUCCAGCUUCCCCUCCUCCACCAGUCCAGCCUUCUACACCUGGCUCCAGCUCCAGCAAGACGUGGGUCCAUAUCAUUGCUGGUGUUGUUGGAGGAAUCGUUGCUACUUUGGCUAUUGUUGGAAUUGUGGUUUACUGUCUGCGGUUCCGGAGAAGGAAGGUGAAGUUGGAGCCGACUGGCACUUCUUCCGAGAGCUUUGAGGCUGCGGAGAAGAAGUCUACGAAGAAUAAGGGAGAAGAAGAGCCUGAUGGUUUCUUCUUGGAGAGGUUAUCUAGUAUUGCCCACUCCAUUCAAGUUUACACAUUUGAGGAGGUGGUGGCUGCGACUGAUAAUUUCAGCCCCAAAUGUUUGAUCAAAGGGUCUGUUUAUCGAGGCAAGAUUAAUGGUGAUCUUGCUGCUAUCAAGAAAAUGGAUGGUGAUGUGACGAAGGAGAUUAAUUUACUGAACAAGAUCAACCAUUCCAACCUCAUUCGUCUCUCUGGUGUCUGUUUUAAUGAUGGCAAUUGGUAUCUGGUUUAUGAGUUUGCUGCAAAUGGAGCUUUGAGCGAUUGGAUCUAUUCAUCCAGCAACGGUGGAAAGGCAUUGACUUGGCCUCAAAGAAUCCAGAUUGCUGUGGAUGUAGCUUUGGGACUCGACUAUUUACACAGUUUCACGAAUCCUCCACAGGUUCACAAGGAUAUAAAAGCCGGGAAUGUGCUUCUCGAUGGUGACUUCAGGGGCAAGAUAUCAAACUUGACACAUGCAAGAUCGGCCGAAGGACAGGAUGGGGACUUCAACCUUACAAAGCACAUUUUUGGGACGAAAGGUUACAUGGCUCCCGAGUAUUUGGAGAACGGUCUGGUUUCUACAAAGAUUGAUGUUUUUGCAUUUGGAGUUCUUCUUCUGGAGAUGAUAACUGGGAAAGAAGUUGCUUCCUUGUAUAAGGAGGGAGUUGAUGGUUUGUCUGGUGUUGUGAAUGAAGUUCUUCUUUCUCAAGAUGGUGGAGAUAAUAUCAUGGGAUUUCUUGACACAUCAAUGGAAGGGAACUUUCCAUUAGAGUUUGCUGGCUUUGUGGUGAGGCUAGUUGAAGGCUGUCUUAAAAAGAACCCUGGGGAGCGUCCAGCUAUGAACGAGCUUGUGCAAUCUCUUUCAAGAAUCUUGACAGCUUCACUGUCAUGGGAGUUAUCGAACAACAUCUCAGAGUACAGGAAUCUCAGAGAUGAAACUUGACAAGUCGGCAUUUUUGUUGUAUUGUGAUGUUAUUUUCCUGUCUUCUGAUCUUUGUCCUUUGCAUUUGGCGUAUACAUAAAAACGUUGGUUCAUUUCCCCCUUUUCAUAGUAAAUAUCUGUUUAUGAGGCUAUUCAGUAGCUGCUGAAUUACUGCACUGACGAUUUCCUGAUAUGCUUGCUGCCAGGCGUUGUUGGCUCUUUUUCGUCAACAUUUGUAAUCUUAUUAUGAUCUAGUUAAAGAAUGUGCCUUGUUGGGCAGAGUUGUUGUGACCUGAAAUGAGGAGCUCUUUUCAUCUUAGAAACAGUCUGCUGCAAAGAAUUAUUAACUGUUGUAAAAUGUGGUUUAACAAAUGGAUUUCAUCUUGAGAACUUUACUUCCUUUUCUUUCUGCAGAAGAAUGACAUGUUGCUGAGUUGGGGCGUUCUAAUUUUCUGUCAACUGUUCAUCUCUCAGCUACAUCAUUUGAUUAUUUUUCUGUUGAAAUGGUCAGCUGGGGUUGUUCAUAUUCCAUUCCGAAGUCGUUUUCAGUGAUUCAUGAGAUAGUUGUGAGAGCGACUCCAUACCUAAAACUCUGAAGUCAUCCUGUAAAGGCUACCAAUUCAAGGAGUCAGGGUCAGCACUCAGCUGGAGAAUGGCUAUUAUUGUUGUUAAUUUUUACUGCUAAUAUUAUAGGGGAGCAAGACUUUUGAGCAGCAAAUGUUUGUUCUUCUUCUUUUCAACAGCUUGAGAAGCUAACCCUCCGAUCAAGAAAACAAUUUUACCAAGUCUAUUACCCACAAAACAAGGUUUGAAGCAGCAAAUAGUAUAAGCUCUCUUCCUGGAAAUUUUCUCAUUCUUCCCUACCUCCCAACUUUGGCAGGUAAACAUUUACAUCUUUGAUUCUCUGCAGCCAUGGAGUUAUCUUCUUCUAAUAGCAUCUCAGAGAUAUAAACUUCAGAAACGGCUCUGGACGAGUCAGCAUUCCUGUCAUGAUAUGGCUUCCUGUUUGUCCUUCUCAUUUGCCGUCAUUUUCUUAAGAAAUACAUUGUCCCCCU